AUGGAACCAGAACCGUCCCCUUCCGCUCUCCUCAAGGCUAUCACAGCCCUCACAGCCACCAUUGGGUCCCUGCAGGACCAAAUCCAAGCCCAGAGCCAGCAAAUUAUUGAACUCAGGGCCAUAUGCAAGGAAACUGCAGACCUCCUUGGGGAUAAGGACCAAGGAGCAACCCAAACCAAGCCUGGCCCAUCGACUGGGCCUGUCACUCCUCCCACCCACUCGGGAGGAGAAACCCUCACUCCAGGCACAAUUAGGCCUGGGCUCAAGGCCCCAUUCCGGCCUUCAAGAGGGACGGGCUUUGACUCCAAAGAAGAGGAAGAACCAAGGCGGCCCAAAAAAGAGCCUCAGGGAACGCCUGCAAGACACCUGGGAUCCCUUACCCCUUUUGACGCAGGGUCCAGCGUAAAGCGGCCCAAAAUGGAUCUCCCAGAUCCCUACAAAGGGGACACCAGGGGGCGUAAGGCUACUCAGUGGCUUGAUAGAAUGAUGCUAUGGGUAGCUCUUCAUCGCAAUCAGUUUGACAAGGAGGAGCAGAUGGUCGUGUGGAUCUUAUACCACAUGACAGACAAGGCUGCCGACUGGGCCCUCCCCAUCAUUGGAACUAUCAUCAAGGGCGAGGGUAACCCUCCUACCACUAUCCAGGCCCUAACGGCCAAAUUCAAGGAGGCAUUUGCCGACCCAGAUGCUAAGAGAGCCGCUGCUAGGAAGAUCGCCGCGCUGACUCAGACAACCACCACGUCUGAGUAUGUGAAGGAACUCCUGUCCACCAAGGACAACAUUCCCAACGAGCUGGAGGCAAUAUUUGCCGCCUCCAUCAAGAUUGACAACAUUUGUUGGGAAAACAAGGAGAACCACCCCAAAAAGGCUCCUGCCAAGGCACCAAUCACCGCAACCACCUCCACUUCCACCACUACUACCAGGGUCCAACUAUCAGAGGACCCCAACUAUGUUACCCCGGAAGAAAGAGAUCGCCGACGCGCAUCAGGGCUGUGUGUUAAGUGCGGUCAAAAGGGCCAUGGAAUCAAGCAGUGCCCAAAUGGCUGGAAAGCUACAAUCAAGGAGGUAGCCAAGGUAGCUGAGGAUGAGUCGGGAAAAGAAUAA
This is a messenger RNA of Rhizoctonia solani, 1101 nucleotides long. Its product is annotated as Retrotransposon-derived protein PEG10. The transcript is spliced from 2 exons. The record is from RefSeq and is a predicted model, not a curated record. Bases 1 to 1101 code for a protein of 366 amino acids. Gene Ontology annotation, molecular function: nucleic acid binding; zinc ion binding. NCBI's taxonomy places the organism in Eukaryota, Fungi, Basidiomycota, Agaricomycetes, Cantharellales, Ceratobasidiaceae.